CGCCGGCCUCUGCGUCCCAGAAUCCAAGAUGGCGGUGUCCAGGCAGAGGGGUCCCCAGGCUGGAGCGCGGUCGUUCUUCUGCGCCCUGCUGCUGUCUUUCAGCCAAUUCGUCGGGAGCGACGGCCCGGGAGGCGACGCUACGGCUCCCGGCGCCGCGGGCACCCAGGCCGAGUUGCCACACCGCCGUUUCGAGUACAAAUACAGCUUUAAGGGACCGCAUCUGGUGCAGAGCGAUGGGACCGUGCCCUUUUGGGCCCACACGGGGAAUGCUAUUCCAAGUGCAGAUCAGAUUCGAAUAACGCCGUCAUUAAAAAGCCAAAGAGGUUCUGUGUGGACCAAAGCAAAAGCGGCCUUCGAGAACUGGGAAGUGGAAGUGACAUUCCGAGUGACGGGAAGAGGUCGAAUUGGAGCCGAUGGCUUGGCCAUUUGGUAUACAGAAAAUCAAGGCUUGGACGGCCCGGUGUUUGGGUCAGCUGAUAUGUGGAAUGGUGUUGGAAUAUUUUUUGAUUCUUUUGACAAUGAUGGAAAGAAAAAUAAUCCUGCGAUAGUAGUUAUAGGCAACAAUGGACAAAUCAAUUACGACCAUCAAAAUGAUGGUGCCACUCAAGCUUUAGCAAGUUGUCAGAGAGACUUUCGUAACAAACCGUAUCCCGUCCGGGCGAAGAUUACCUAUUACCAGAAGACACUGACAGUCAUGAUCAAUAAUGGCUUUACACCAGAUAAAAAUGAUUAUGAAUUCUGUGCUAAAGUGGAAAAUAUGGUCAUCCCCACACAAGGACAUUUUGGGAUAUCUGCUGCCACAGGAGGUCUUGCAGAUGACCACGACGUUCUUUCUUUCCUGACUUUCCAACUAACCGAGCCUGGAAAAGAGCCACCUACGGCAGAAAAAGACAUUUCAGAAAAAGAAAAGGAAAAGUACCAAGAAGAGUUUGAGCACUUCCAGCAAGAACUAGACAAGAAGAAGGAGGAGUUCCAGAAGGGCCACCCUGACCUCCAGGGGCAGCCAGCGGAUGACAUCUUCGAGAGCAUAGGCGAUCGGGAGCUGAGACAAGUGUUCGAAGGACAGAAUCGUAUUCAUCUGGAAAUCAAGCAGCUUAACCGGCAGCUGGAUAUGAUUCUUGAUGAACAGAGGAGAUAUGUCUCUUCCCUGACAGAGGAGAUUUCCAGGAGAGGAGCAGGGACCCCAGGGCAGCCUGGGCAGGUCUCUCAACAGGAGCUGGACACCGUCGUGAAGGCCCAGCAAGAGAUUUUGAGACAAGUGAAUGAGGUGAAGAACUCCAUGAGUGAAACCGUGCGGCUGGUCAGUGGCAUCCAGCACCCGGGCUCGGCAGGCGUCUACGAGACGACUCAGCACUUCAUGGACAUCAAGGAGCACCUGCACGUUGUCAAGAGAGACAUCGACAGCCUCGCGCAGCGCAGCAUGCCAUCUAAUGAAAAAACAAAAUGCCCAGAUCUACCACCAUUCCCGUCGUGUCUGUCCACAAUCCACUUCGUGAUAUUUGUUGUGGUGCAGACAGUGUUGUUCAUUGGCUAUAUCAUGUACAGGACUCAGCAGGAAGCAGCUGCCAAAAAAUUCUUUUGACCUUCAUUUUCCUGUAUGUACGUCAUCUGGGCUAGACUUUCGCUGGCUUCAAGACAAUUUACCUCUUAUUAAAGUAAUGGUCUCGUUUGCUAUGGGAUCCAGAACAACACUGUUUAGUAUUCUACUAAAUUGUUAUAAACCUCUGUAAGUUUCCUCUCAAAUGUCAUUUGCAAAUUGGUCUGACAACCUAAAAUCUAUAUAAGACUUUUUGAAGAGCACCUACAUUGUGGCACUACCUACCCUGACCAUGUGUAUAGUCUGUCCUCGCGUUUUCUGCUGACACUCAUCCUAGACAUGUCACAGUGCUCUCACAGUGACUCCACAGACUUGCUGCAGCACACGGUGCUCCUGCUCUCGCCUCUGUGGAGCUAGCAUUUGACACUUAACGAAGUGUCAUCUUCCAGAACUCCCUUAUAAUAAAAAAGCUUCCAGACAAUAUCAGAUUUUAGACUGUGAGUCUUGGGAGAUCUUCCUGAGAUAAAGGCUUCAAAAGCCAGUGUUACAAAGUCUGCAGUCACGUGUGCCCGAAUGCUGAAGUGACCCAAAUCUGGGCGGUGUGCAUCCCAGGCUCCCGUCCAAGGGGAAGCACACUGGCCACUCCUAAUGUGAUAGCAGACAGUCAAUGUGGCAGGAGCAGGGGUCCUUCUACUUCCAAAUUGCUUUUAAAAAAUCACUCAGCAAGGUCGUUAGUUCACAUAGUAUAUCUGUCUUUAUUUGUUUUUCUCAAAAAUCAUUAAAUCUAAAUAGCUCACUUCUGAGCAAAACCCUGCUCUGUGGAAAAUUAUCACUGCCAGAACUCCUCCAUUUCUGUAGUGUCUUGUGUGAGUGGAAUAACUCAACUUCUCACACCAGCAAUAUUUUACAGGUGCCUUGGAUUAAAACAAAAUUUAUUUUAAAACUUUAAGUCUUGAUUUAUGAUGCCACUUUUAAAUCUCAAUUAUGUAAUUGCCAACAGGCUUGUUCAGUACACUGCUUGUUGUAAGAUUAUUUAAAUGUUUUUUUCAUUUCAAACUUCACUGUGAUGUCACAAACAAUACCCAGUGUUUUAUCAUGUAUUGAAGGCACAUCAGUGUUUUCCAGAGUAUGGCCCAUGGACCAGCCUCUCAGUUCAUGGAAUGCUUAUUAAGAAUGCAGAUUCCAAGGCCCCAUUCCAGUCCAUCCACAUCACAACUCGGGGGCUUCCGAGUGUCCAUUCCACAGACACCACAGACAUGCACACUGACAGUUGAGAACCACUAGAAUGAGGAGUAGGGGAAAAUGUUUGACGGGUGUUUACUGUGGACUCAGAGCUGAGCUGAGCACUUUCCACUGUCAUUGAGAGCGGUGUCUGUGCUGGUUCUUCUGUUCAUCUCAGUGUUUGCUCACUAACUCUCCUUCACUAGCAACUGCAGACUGAGUCCAGGUUGUUGGCUGACCGCUCAGCUCUCUGAAGCCUGCAGAGUCAUCUUUGGCUCAUAGCAAGGUGUAAGCGUGCCCACGGUGAAGCUUGCCUGCCAAAGCCAUUGCCUUCCUGAUGGUCACCACCGCUUAUCUCAGAUGCUGCACAUGUUGAUAGCAUGAGGAAAAUGGGAAAGACUUGAAUAGGGUUUCUCACCUGCUGCUCUUUGGAGAAUCAGUCUUCAUAAAGAACAUAGCGACUCUAACUCUGCAGUGCCCAUGUGCUGGUUGGAGGAAGGCAGUGAGCACGUCAGUCAUCGGGGACUUUGUAAAGUUUAGGUGGGAAUCAGCUCUUAUAACUUUUUAAAUCUGUAUGUUGCCCAUUUUAAUAUAUUUCUCUUUUGAUGUUAAAGUUUAAAAAGGUUUUCUAUCUACUGUCAAUUUUAAUUAUAUAACAUUUUGUCAAGGUUUUGUUUUUUUUCGUUUUCCUUUUCUGAUUGUUACUUGAUGCUAGCUGGAAUUCAAGAGAUGUCAAUGACUUUAUUCAAAUAAAAGAAAUAUUUUAGUAAA
This is a messenger RNA of Apodemus sylvaticus (European woodmouse), 3529 nucleotides long. RefSeq names its product lectin, mannose binding 1 (gene Lman1). Gene Ontology annotation, molecular function: D-mannose binding. Gene Ontology annotation, biological process: Golgi organization; endoplasmic reticulum to Golgi vesicle-mediated transport; endoplasmic reticulum organization. The record is from RefSeq and is a predicted model, not a curated record. The transcript is spliced from 14 exons. Gene Ontology annotation, cellular component: endoplasmic reticulum membrane; Golgi membrane; endoplasmic reticulum-Golgi intermediate compartment. Lineage: Eukaryota; Metazoa; Chordata; Mammalia; Rodentia; Muridae. Bases 29 to 1582 code for a protein of 517 amino acids.